Messenger RNA from Brienomyrus brachyistius, 5691 nucleotides. Its product is annotated as protocadherin-20-like. Bases 82 to 2751 code for a protein of 889 amino acids. Gene Ontology annotation, biological process: homophilic cell-cell adhesion. The record is from RefSeq and is a predicted model, not a curated record. NCBI's taxonomy places the organism in Eukaryota, Metazoa, Chordata, Actinopteri, Osteoglossiformes, Mormyridae. Gene Ontology annotation, cellular component: plasma membrane. Gene Ontology annotation, molecular function: calcium ion binding. The transcript has 3 exons.
GCAAUCGGACAUCUUCCCCAACCUAACAGAAAAAUGCAUUCAGAGCUUCGGAUCUAACUCUUUAUCCAGCUUCUAGGGCAAAUGUGUAGAAACAUGUCUGACCGAGAUCGUCCCAGCAUACAAGGAAAGUUAUGGGGACUGUGCAUUCUAUUGAAUGUCCUCAGGCCUUUAUCCUGCUUUUCAAAUUUCAGCCAAGCAAGAGAAGUCAUCUACAAAAUAAAAGAAGGCUUGCCGAAGGGGACCCUGAUUGGGUCCAUCGGUGUGGACUUAAAGUUAGACCUCUCAGCAGACCCCCCUUUCACAUUCAGCCUGGCUUUAAAGAAGAUCAGUGAACAGUAUGUCAGCCUAAUUAACACAACUGGGGAGCUGUACACGUCUGCUAAUGAAAUUGACAGAGAGACACUCUGUGUGGAAAAUGCCGAAGGCCAGGGGUGUUUCCUCUUCUUGGAUGUGUUCAUUCUGCCCCAGCAAUAUUUCCAACUGGUUAAAGUAAAAAUCAUCGUGGAGGAUGUCAACGAUAACAGGCCUUCCUUCCCAUCAGACGAGAUCCGGCUCUUCAUCCCUGAGAAUGCACAAGUGAAUUCUAGGUUUGCCGUGGAGCAAUCUGCCAUUGACCCCGAUGUGGGAAUACAUGGGGUUCAGACGUACUGGCUGAUGAAUGACUAUGGGGUCUUCACUUUGGACGUGGAGGAAAAUGAGAGCAGGGAGCUGACGCCCUUCUUGAUCGUGAUGGAUGCUCUGGACAGAGAAACUAAGAGUGAAUAUGUCACAAAGAUCAUUGCAGAAGACGGUGGGAAUCCACCACUUCUGGGAACGGCCAUCCUGAAAAUCUUCAUAACGGAUGUGAAUGACCACUGUCCGCAAUUCACGGAAUCUAACAUCAACAUCACCAUACAUGGGAACGCCACCAAAGGAGUGCAUUUAACCCGUCUUCAUGCCUAUGAUCCUGAUCAAGGAGACAAUGCCCAGAUAAUAUACGUCUACAGCGAGCGAGUUCCCGGAGAGGUGAGGAAUCUGUUCCACUUAGAUAAAACCAGUGGAAUCAUUAAGCUGCAAGGUAAAAUAGAUGCAAAGAUAGCUAAGUUCUAUAAGCUGACGGUCCUCGCUAAUGGACCAGGCUGCAUACCAGCUGUUGCAACAGUGUUCUUGUAUAUUAACAGAGUCUUGGGGCCACCAUCUAUCAUUCCUCGAUAUAUUGCCCCAGAGAAAAAUGGCAUUGUGUCUCUGAAGGAGUCUGAGCCUCCGUUUACUCCAAUUGCAUUUUUCACUUUAAAAAAUAUAGAUGAAAGUGAAAGGAUAGACUGCCACCUGGACGCUAAUGGCCCAUUCCGAGUGUCACCUUACACGCCCCUCAGAAAUGAGUACUUAUUGGAAACAACAGCCUCCCUGGACUAUGAGCACAAACAGGAAUAUGAACUCUCUGUAGUGGCUGCAAACUCAGAUGGUCUAAUCAUUAAAACACUUUUUAUAGUGCAAGUGAUAGACGAAAAUGACAAUGCGCCAGUUUUUAGGCAAUCUCUAAUGGAGUUGUUUAUUGAGGAAAAUAAUGGCCCAAAUACCUUCCUGACAAAACUGUAUGCUACGGAUGAAGACAGCGAACACAGGGGAGAAGUUUCUUAUUUCCUAGGGCCUGAUGCACCGUCCAUUUUUUCACUUGAUAACUGGACUGGAGUGCUUGCCAUAUCCACAUCGCUGGACCGAGAAGAAAAGGAAGUGUACAGGUUCACAGUGGGGGCAGUGGAUCAUGGAUCUCCACACAAAGAAACUAUCGGCACUGUGGUGCUGACAGUGCUGGACCGAAACGAUAACAGCCCCCAUUUCAUCAAUAAGGACUUCACCUUUUUCGUCCCGGAGAAUUUUCCAGGCUACGGGGAAAUCGGGGUGCUUUCCGUCACUGACGCCGAUUCCGGAAGGAAUGGCCGGGUGUCUUUGUCAAUCAUUAACGGGAGUGACAUUUUUGUCAUAGACACUGCAAAGGGCACGUUAAGGGCCAAAACACCCCUGGACAGAGAGCAGCAGGGGACAUACCUCUUGCUGGUUGAAGCGGUCGAUGGAGGGGAGCCUUCGCGCUCCUGUGUCGUCACGGUAACUGUUUUGCUCCUUGAUGUAAAUGACAACCCACCUUUGGUGCUGUUUCCGCAGUCCAACCAGUCAUACAUGCUGGUAUUGCCCAGUACUCUACCUGGCACUUCCAUAACAGAGGUGUAUGCUGUGGACAAAGACACUGGAAUGAAUGCUGUGAUAGAAUACAGUAUCAUCCAAAGGAGGGGUGGUGAGCCGGGCUCAUUUGACAUCGACCCCAAGACAGGGAACAUCACCUUGAGGAAAACACUGAUCAGCCGAGGACUCUGCAGUCUCCUGGUCAGAGUCAGUGACCACGGACAGCCCGAGCCUCUUCACUCCACUGUGAUGGUACAUUUUUUUGUCAAUGAAACGGUGAGCAAUGAGAGCUAUGUACGGAAUCUACUGUCAAAAGAAAAAGAGCCUGAAAUGGAGGAACGCUUCUUCGGUAGGUUAAUUAAAUAUUCUGAGAAGAGGGACUCCUUGCUUCCCUGCCAACCCGCUGUGGCUGCGCUGACGUCGGCCUGCCUGGGGUUGCUGCUGACCGUCUGUUUACUCACCACAUACAUAUUCUGCACAAGGCAUAAAAACAAGGGCAAAAGGGUGGAGGCAGCCAUCCCCUUAAAGAUGAACUUCCCGACAAUGGAGAAGAAGGUCAUGGAGAGUCCCAGGACCCAGGAAGCUGACUGAUGCAGCUGGGAGGAGAGGGGAGAGACUAAAACCAGGAUGAGGUACUAAAAGGCAGGAAGAAGAUCACAAACCAGACUAACUACAAACACUGAGAUGAGACAGAGCAGGUGGGAGUCAAGUCGCCCCAUCUGAGUCCAGCGAAAACCUGUUGCUCUGCGUUAUCACAGCGGGAACAUCCAGUUAAACUCCAGGUGGUACAGAAGCCGACAACUGAUACCUGAUAACUAGGAAACUGCAAGAACAGGCUAGUAGUAACACAAAAAUAUCAACUGUACGGCAUUACAGCAGUUCGAGACAAAUCUAUUUUUUAUAAUCGCACAUGAGGAUAGUAGUAUUGUUUUGUUUAGCCAUGUCAUGCUUGUCAAAAUAAAUGCAUCACAUGAGCACUUUUCCCAAAAUACCCCACAUUUUACAUAACUGUCUACCUACCAAGAGAUUAUUACGUGGUGGAUCAGUGGUUAUUGAGGCUUCAAGAAAAUGUGUCUUUCCACUCACUGGCAUGGGAAAACACUACAACUGGCAUCAUUGGAGUGCAUGUGUGUGUGUGUGUGUGGGGGGGGGUAGCAUAAAUAAACAAUAAAGUAAAAAUGGAAAGGUUUUGUUUUUUGUUUGGUUACUUUUAGUUAAGGUUAGGGCUGGGUGGGGGUUCAGGAUAUCGUGACUGAAUGGGAGGUCUCCAUUUAGAUAGAUACGCCAGUGUGUGUGUGUGUGUGUGUGUGUGUGCGUGUGUGUACAGUAUGAGUGUGCGUGUUUAUUACAUACACCUUUCUUGAGAAAAGUGGCCUAUUAUGGAAUUUCCAGGCUAUGACACCAUUACAUAAGACAAUUUCCUCUGUUGACUUUGGAGCCAUGAAAGUGUAACACAUUAGAAAAUGUGUCGCCAUCCAUUAUUCAUCCACUGCCAGUGUAUUACAGUCCCUGGGCUGAAAUACCAGAGCCAGUCUGUAAUCUCCAGUGCUAUUUUGUGCUAAUAAAAAUAACCAAGUAAUUUUCAACUGACCACAUGUUGUAAGGCUGAUACCACUGAUGACUAAAUCCAGGCUAGUAAUUAGUUAUAAUGACGUCCAGAGGCUACUUUUCAGUGUUCAAUUUAUAUGUAGUCUGAACUGGAAUCUCAGCAGGGACUGAAAAUGUACGACCCUCAUAACUUUAAUUUUAUUUUUUCACCUUUAAUCAGAAACAAGUGCAACUGUUCAUGCAUUAUGAAUGCUGUAAAACUGUACAGUUGAAUUUUAUAAUAAUUUUGUUUUUACCUCUGAAACUAAACCUAUUCAUUUUUUGCAUGUAUGUCUUGAUGUACCCAUCUAUCACUGCUGAUCUAUCUGCUGCAGUGAUGUUGGUGAGGCACUGGUAGAAUGUCAAGUACUGUAGAAAGUGAAUUUAAAGGAACACUGGGUUUAGAUGCAUUCUGCCGUGGGGAUGGUAAACAGCAAACAUACAGUACAACUACAAAAGGAGCACGACAAGUGACAGAGAAAAAUCACAUUAGAUACAUGCAAUCGCCAAUUAGACAUAUAUAAAUGUGUAAAAAUUAAAUGGGAAAUAAUAAUGAAAUAAUAAUGCAUUUUAUUUGUGGGUGCCUUUCUGAAACCCAUAGUCACCUUUCAUAUCCCAUACAAGACAAAUAAUAAAAACAAAUAAUUAAAAAAGAGUUAUUUACAUAAUCAGACAACAAUUGGGUUAGAGCGAGUAAGCCAACUUAAACAGAUGGGUUUUGAGAAAUGACUCUUUAGUUAGGGAGAAUAUACAAUCAUAAAGCUUAAGCUUAAAAUUUUAUCAUCACCAUUUCAUGCAUUUGAAUUGUAACUACAUUACAGGAUGUUUAAGUGGAUAACUUAUAUUUCAUUGGAUAAAUUCUUAUUUUGAUCACUUUUUCAUAAUUAUUCUAAUAAUUAAAAAUGUUCCACACAGUUUUCAAGAGCCUAUAAAGUUAUUUUUCUGGCCAUGUGGAGUAUUGUGUUAAAACAGAUAGAUACCCUGAGCUGGAAUUCACACCAGUUAAUCACUGACCAAAACAAAUAGUAACUUUACCCUUGAACGAGAAAAGUUAAUUGCGGCUGUUAAAUUGAUGAAGUAUCUUUGUCACACUCAAUAACAAACUCUUGUUACUAAAACUACAUAUAUUUUCCUGCACAAAUUAGAUACAGAUCCUAGUAAUCCCAGUCACAUUCAUACCCAGCUAGAUUUGAACACACACACACACACACACACACACACACACACACUGUGACAUAUAGUAAAUAUUUUUAAUAUUUAAAAAGAAAUAUGGUGAUACAUGAUUUGUGUAAGUGAGAAGUUUAUUCCUAUCCUAUAAUUCCUAUUAAUCAGACUAUCAACUGAUAAUACAGUGUAAUCAGACGUCACACAUGGUGGCUCGAUAUGGAAACACUGUUAUUAUCAUCAUGGAGCUGAAGUUUCUGUAACAUUUCCCAGCCCAUGGGUAUUUAGAGGCCUUCAACUUGAACAAUCAUUUAAAAAGCACAUUGGUAUGGAUGUCACAUUCAUCAGCCAUGGACUCUGUAAAGAAAUGUUAUCAUUGUCUCUUUGUUUUCAUUAUUGUCUCCUCCUUUAUUUUGCAAUAGAUAUAACUGCAAUCACAAAGCUGGCCCGAGGGUCCUGGAAACAAGUCUAUCUGAAAUUACGUUAAAUUAUUAAUUGUUCAGACACCAAGUAAUUACUAUCAGCCAUGGGUCGGAUUUCUAGAUUGUCUGUAUUGUUCUAUCAUGCCCUGAAUUCCAACAAAUGUAGCCAGAAUAAUAGGACUGCUUGAGUUACACGGGCCUGAAAUUCUAUUAAAUCCUGCCCCGGUUAUGAUCCAAAUCCACUUCAUCUCCUCUCUUGUCUUACUCUUCAAUAAUGCAUUUUGAUAUCAUUCCCCCCUUCAAAAUCUCUGUUUUUGAUUGAAUAAGUUGUACAGGGGGCACCAUGCAAUAGAAAUAA